Molecule: messenger RNA, 489 nt
Organism: Lobosporangium transversale
Lineage: Eukaryota; Fungi; Mortierellomycota; Mortierellomycetes; Mortierellales; Mortierellaceae
Exons: 2
Coding region: 1-489 (162 amino acids)
Source: RefSeq, a predicted model, not a curated record
AUGAUUCCUUGUGUUUAUUUGUUGCUGUUUGUGAUUCACAAUAUUUCAUAUUCUACGAACGUUGUGCUCGGCUUGACACUUCCUGUGCUGGGCCUUGCAAUGAAUCUCAUAUCCUUUUUCAUCAAAGGAGUGUCUGUAUAUCAACAAACAACUGGCAUCUUGGCUAUACAACUAACAAUCCGUUGGAAUAAAGAAAGAAGAGAUUGGGAGCAAAUAGUAACCAAGAGAGCAAGGUUUACGCGACGUGAACGAUCCUACGGAUCUAGGGUCCUAGGACCAUUCUUCCUCGGUAUGAUUCGAACUCUACAGCAAUGUCUAUCAACAAGAUGUAAUCAUGUCAUCAAAUUGUGCAUUGUCAUUACACAUCAUCAUCGCUUUAGUUUUUCAAACUUGGUGAGAUGGAUGCAGUCCUUAUUGACUAAACACAAAAAAAGCGAUGCUUUUGUUGAUGCAAGUACUCAGAAUGUGAGAUUCACCUUUCACCUUUAA